Molecule: messenger RNA, 1564 nt
Organism: Melanotaenia boesemani (Boeseman's rainbowfish)
Lineage: Eukaryota; Metazoa; Chordata; Actinopteri; Atheriniformes; Melanotaeniidae
Exons: 5
Coding region: 490-1086 (198 amino acids)
Molecular function (GO): calcium ion binding
Source: RefSeq, a predicted model, not a curated record
UUGGAGGUAGGGGGGUGGGCACAUGAGAAAAACAAGAUUUUGUAAGUGUGUAUUGCAUCAUUGCUGCUACUAUCAACAUGACUGGACCGUCUCCCCAGGCUGUCAUGUUGCUAAUAAAUACUAGUUUACUAAACCAGCAACAGAAACUUUGGAAAUUAUUUCAAAUAGUUUUAGUUUAAUCCAAACUAAAGUAAAUAUGUUUUGUGAACAGCAGUACUGAACUAAAAAUUCCUAAAGCUUUCACCACUUUUCAGUCUGGUGGUUUUAUCACCCCUGGUUUACUAGAUUGAGAGGCAACAGGCCUUAAGAAUAAUUACAUUUAUCUUGCAGUGCACUCAGCCCUCCUUCUCCCCCUCCUCUCUGAGAAGAUUGUUUCAGAGUAAUUUGUCAAAUGUGAGAAGGAGCAAUUAAGAAAGAUGGCAUAAGCUGGGAUUUGUAGUGUAUAUAAAGUCAUGGGCGAGUGUUGAGCUGUCGCUCCUCCCUUACAGAAUGGGUCAAGCUGCUAACCUUCCAUGUAGGAGAGGAGAGUCCUACAUUACAGAGCUUUACGAAUGGUUCAGAAAGUUUAUUAAUGAAUGUCCAAGUGGGCUGAUCACACUUCAUGAGUUUCAAAGGCAUUUCUGUAAUGGAACUGCAGGCGGCGAAUCAGCUGAGUAUGCGGAACAGAUUUUCCGCACAUUGGACAAUAAUGGGGAUGGGGUGGUUGAUUUCAGAGAGUAUGUCAUGGCCAUCAGCAUGCUGAUUGAAGGCUCGGCUGCGGAGAAACUGUGCUGGUCAUUCAAGCUCUAUGACAAAGACAGAGAUGGAGCCAUUACGAAGGAGGAAAUGCUAGAGAUCAUGCAAGCUGUUUAUAAAAUGAAUGUAGCAGCAGCUUUAACCAAACCCAACACACUGACAGCUGAAGAAUGCACCAACAGGAUAUUUGUGAGAUUAGAUAAAGACAACAAUGACAUCAUCAGUCUGGAGGAGUUCAUACAGGGAGCGCUGGAUGAUGAUUGGAUCAGAGAGAUGUUGGAAUGUGACCCCAGCACAGUGAAGGUGGAGAGACCCCUGCGGAGGGAUACUGCUUUGGGGACCCACGGAUGACCUGACUGGCUGUGGUAUUCACUGGAUGGGGGAACAUGAGCCCCUUUGGACUGAAUUUUCCAGGGAUUAUAUUAUAUUAUAGUCUGUUGCAUAAUCUGAAUGUAGAUGCGUUGAAGCAGAAAAUGUAUGUUACUUUAUCAAGUUUCUACAACAUUAAAUGCGAUAUUUGCUUUUCCCUCAACUCUCCAUAUUUUCUAUUGAUAUCUUCCUUGUUGUAUAAUUUAAUGCAAUUUCAAUAAUAAUAAUAAUUUCUGCUUUCAUUGUAUUUAUAAAACAUAUUACGGCUCUCAUAAGAAUGAGAUGCCACAUGUCCUACUUAUAUUGCACCAUUAAGCACUUGUGGCUUUAUUAACUAGCGUGAUGUGAUGCCCCAAAAUGAAUAAUAAGUUACAUAUUUAAAAUGUUAUUUAUUAUUCGUAAUUGCCUUCCUUAUUUGGCCUACAGACCUACAUUUUCUCUAAUAAAGAUGACAAAAAUC